UGUCUGUCUGUCUGUCGAUCAAACCAGUUCGUUCUCGUUCCUUUCGACCCAACUCUUAAAAAAAACCCUAGAUCGCUCUUCUCAAACCCUAAUUCUUUCUCAAUCUCAAAUUAUUUGGAUUGAUCGAGCGUCACUGCUCGCAUUUUAAGGGUUUGAGCUUCUUGAUUCGAGGGUCUUGACGAAAAAAUGACUAGCAAAAGGGAGGAAGAGCGGAACGAGAAGAUAAUAAGGGGUCUAAUGAAGCUUCCUCCUAACCGAAGAUGCAUAAACUGCAAUGGGUUGGGGCCUCAGUAUGUUUGUACAAACUUCUGGACGUUUAUUUGUAUGGCAUGCAGUGGCAUACACCGUGAGUUUACUCAUCGUGUCAAGUCCGUAUCCAUGUCCAAGUUUUCUUCCCAAGAAGUCGAGGCUCUUGAAAAAGGAGGUAACCAGCGUGCUAGGGAAACAUAUCUGAGGGACUGGGACCCACAAAGACAAAGACUGCCUGAUAACAGCAAUGCUGAAAAAGUUCGAGAAUUUAUAAAGAAUGUCUAUGUGGAUAGAAAAUAUGCAACGGGAAAGCCAUCUGAUAAGCCUCCCAGAGAUGCUCAGAAUUUUAGAAUUCACGAAGAUGAAACAAGACGAGCUAGUUCGUACCACUCCUACUCUCAAAGUCCACCAUAUGAUAAUCAGUACGAAGACCGAAUCUAUGGAAGGCCUGUACAUGCACUUACCAGAAGGCCUGGUUCUGAUCGAAGCCUUUAUGAAGGGAAAGUCUCUAGCUUCUCCAGUCCUAGUCGCUUAAGUGACCAACUGAGUGAGGACAGAUUUGCCAAUGAAGAACCUAAUAACAGAGUUUCAGAUUAUUCUGUGUCUAUGUCUGGCGAUCCGUUUAGGACUCAUCCAUUGUCACCAAAUUUUCAGAGGAAUACUGGCAGCCCUUCUAGUCAGACUUCCGGGGACACUUUCAGCGAAGACUCGAGGCAUCACAUAGUGAGUUCUUUUACAGAGACAAACUCCAAAAUGGAUCCCAAUGGACUUCCGCGACCACAGAGAACUGCUUCUACCGGGAAUUUUGGAUCAUUUGAUAGGAAAUCAAUGCCAUUUAAGUCUGUUAGUUCUAUUGAUUUAUUCAAUAUUGCACCACAACAUGAGCAACCAGCUGGCAUUUACAAGUCUGAUGGGCAUGAUGUUUCCUCCUUGAUGGAGCCUUCAACGAAUAGGGAUUUACGUGGCCUAGAUCUAUUUCACACAACAGCUGUAACUCAAAAUAUUGCUUCAAAUACUGCAAUUGACUUUUUUCAGUUACCUGGUGCUCCAAAAGCUCCACAUGCUGAUUUGUUUCAGCCUCCCAGCUCAUCUGUUCGAGAGGUGGAAGUAAAUCAGGCAUCUAUAUCAGAACCACCGUCAGAUACAUUCUCUGGGAAAGUUACUUCACUCCCAAUUAGAACAUCCUUAGAUGAGGCUGUCAUAAAGAACGAAGGAUGGGCAACAUUUGAUACACCUCAUCAUUUACCUGAUCCUAGUAUCAAAGAUGCAGCUCAAGGAGUGUCAACUUCUGUUGCUGGAAAUCAUGUAGGAAAGAUGGACCCACACUUGUCUCCAAACACAAAUCUUCAAUGGUCAGCAUUUGGAGAUAAUAGUAUUCAUGGGUCUUCGCCGGUCUCUAACCUAUGGCAUGAGGACCUAAACAGUUUCCAGGUGUCUUAUGAUAUACCAACUCAGCCUUGGGAUGCCACCUUUAAAAAUUCAACGGAACAUUUCCCUCCUGGGAACAUCCAUCCUGGUGGUAAACAUGUUGAUGUUCUUGCUUCAGAUGUUAGCCACUACAUGGGGGCAGGUGGUCCUCAAUCACAUGGCAUUGAUUGCAGAUCAACAAAUCCUUUUGAUCUUCCAUAUGAUACUGACCUUGAGCCCAGCAAUAUGUUCUUGGACAUGAAUUCUUUGCAAACAGCAUUGUCAAGUGAAUCAAUGUCAAAUUCUUACAUUGAUGUCAUGGGUGGUCAGCCUUGGUUUUCUCAAAAUACUGUUGUGCCUCAAGAUCCAUCACAAGGUUCCUUGGCAUUCAUAGGAGGUGAAGUUUCCAGCACACAGUUACCGAAUGUUUCAGCACAAGGCCCUGUUGCGUCUGUAGGAGGAAACCCGUUUGCUUAAUAAGAUUUUUGUGAUGGAGUCUGGAGAAGAAAGAAAGAAAGGAAAGGUACGAAGCAAGGGCUAUAACUGUCCAAUUAUUAAUUAUUUUCUGGACAAAUGCCGGUUUCAAAUGCAAAAAAACCAUCGUUAUGGGUUCGUCAACAUUUCGGAAGGUUGGUUUUAUUUUAUAUAUAAUUAUAUUUUUGAAGCAUUUUGGUUGAAUCGACACUUUCCGAUUCUCUUAUCUUCGAAAAAAAGGCUUGGAUGGUAGGGGCUUCCUCUUCUCAAGGGUCUUCAAAAUGUACUGUUACACCACCUUCUUUAGGGCUCUUCUGUCUAUUUUUUUUCCAGCCACUUUUGCAUUUUCGGUUUAUUUGAAAAUAAUUGUAUUAAAAUGAAUGAAUCUAUGUAGUUUAUGCUACUGAUUUUUUAAGCCUAUGAAAAUAACGUGAGUAUAUUAAUUAUUGUUUUUUU
Messenger RNA from Impatiens glandulifera, 2586 nucleotides. RefSeq names its product probable ADP-ribosylation factor GTPase-activating protein AGD14. Lineage: Eukaryota; Viridiplantae; Streptophyta; Magnoliopsida; Ericales; Balsaminaceae. The record is from RefSeq and is a predicted model, not a curated record. The transcript is spliced from 13 exons. Bases 187 to 2133 code for a protein of 648 amino acids. Gene Ontology annotation, molecular function: GTPase activator activity.